AUGGAGAGAGCUGUGGUGCAAAUCACCCUCUUUGGGCUGCUUCUGGCUUUUGUUACCACACUACCAAACAAGGAUGACUGGGACAUCUACAGCUUUCACAUCAACUCCACAGUGACCAGUCGUUAUGCCACCACCGUCAUCACAAGCCGUGUGGUCAAUCGUAUGGACGAGUCAAAGGAAAUAGAAUUUCUUGUCCGAAUUCCCAAAAAUGCCUUCAUCAGUAAAUUCAGAAUGUCUAUAGAUGGACAGAUGUAUGACGGUGUUGUGAAUGCUAAGGAGCAAGCUCAGCAGCAGUACACUGAGGCUGUGUCCCGUGGUCAAAGCGCCGGGAUUGUCAGCUCUGUAGGGAGGACCCUCGAGGAAUUCAAGACCUCUGUGACUUUGGCUGCUCACAAUAAGGUGACCUUUGAACUCACAUAUGAGGAGCUGCUGAAGCGCAAGCUUGGCAAGUAUGAGCUGCAAAUCCACGCUCGACCCAUGCAGCCUGUCAAAGACUUCAAGAUUGAUGUGUACAUUCAUGAGAAAGCCGGUAUCAAUUUCAUGGAGGUUAAAGGAGGACUGAGCACCAAAGCCCUUGCUAAUGCCAUCACCAAAACACAAACAGACAAACAGGCGUGGCUGUAUUUCUACCCGACAGAGGACCAACAGAAAAUAUGUGAUAGCUGUGGAGAGGACGGUAUGAAUGGAGAUCUGGUUAUUGUUUAUGAUGUCAAGAGGGACACUUCACUUGGGGACAUCGAGGUAUCUGAUGGAUAUUUUGUUCAUCACUUUGCUCCAUCUAGCCUUCCCCGAAUACCAAAGAAUGCUGUCUUUCUUAUUGAUCAAAGUGGCUCCAUGCACGGCAGAAAAAUAGAACAGACCCGAACAGCAUUAAUCCACAUCUUGAAUGACCUGGCAGAAGAUGACUACUUUGGUCUUAUCACUUUUGAUGGCAACAUUUUUCACUGGAGACGAGAACUUGUUCAGGCCACCAAGGGAAACGUGGAUAGCGCCAAGGAUUUUGCAAGGAAUAUUCAAGAUAGAGGAUCCACAAACAUUAACAAAGCAGUGCUGGAAGGAGCGCGUAUGCUGAAUGCACAACCCAGAGAAGGUUCAGCAUCUAUCCUCAUACUUCUCACUGAUGGAGAUCCAACCUCAGGGGUGACGGAUCCCAAAACAAUACAAUCGAAUGUAAGGAAGGCCAUUGCAAAAAAAUUCCCACUCUACUGUCUUGGUUUUGGUUUCGAUGUCAAUUUUGAGUUCCUGGAGAAGAUGUCGCUACAGAACAGUGGUGUGGCACGAAGGAUUUAUCAGGACUCUGAUGCUGCUUUGCAGCUGAAGGGUUUCUAUGAAGAGGUGGCCACUCCUUUGUUGACAGAUGUGACAAUGAUCUAUAUUGGUGGGACCAAUCUAACCCAAACUAACUUCAGCCAGUAUUAUAAUGGCUCUGAGAUCGUGGUAGCUGGUCAGAUCACUGACAAUGACAUUGACAGCUUCGUUCCACAAGUUGUGGCCAUUUCGAGUAAAAGAAGGGUCACGUUUGCUGACACCAAUGCCACCAUGGAGUCCACUGGAACAGUUUCUGACAGCCACAUCCAGAGGGUUUGGGCCUACCUCACAGUCAAACAGCUCCUGGACCAAGAGCUGCUGUUAUCUGGACCAGAGAAGGAGAAAGUGAAGACAGAUGCCUUGGAGCUGUCACUCAAGUACAGUUUUGUGACCCCACUCACAUCCAUGGUGGUCACCAAGCCUCUGGGGGAGAAUACAGAGGUGCUUCAUAAACCGAAGGAAGGUCAAGCACCACAACAGAACUGGCAGGUUCCUCCACCAUCUCUAAGUCAAACAUCGAGCAACCCUGUCUUUGGGAGAAUGCGUUCUUCAGGAGUUGGUGCCGUACCAGGAAUUGGUGCUGGCAGACGAGGAGUUGGUGGCCCACCAGGAGCUGCUGGCGAAUCAGGAGUAUUUUCAGGUCAUGUUGAUCCAUUCCCUAAUUUGAUGAAUUAUGGUGCUGUGGCCCACAAGAAGCCAAUUCGAGUUCCUCCCCACAGGUUUUUGAUAAAAACUGAGAAUCAGUCUCUUCCACUAUGCUUUGAUAUCAACAAAGAUGUCCGCCUUAAACUACUUCACCAUCCCAGCGGGGAGUUGUCCAUGAAUGGUGAGCUUGAUUCAUUAAGAUACGGAGGCUUCAAAAGGAUUGUCAUCCACUUUGAAACUAACAAGUCUGUUGACGUUAAAAUCGAUGGAAUCACUGUGAAAGACGGACAUGAUGUGAAGUUCUACACAGGGAACGAUCACAUCACAGUUGGAAGUGUGACAGUGAUUAAACGGGACAAAGAAGUAGACGUCACAGCUGGGGACACGCGCAUAGUCAUCUUACUUCAUCAGCAAAACAGGAAACAUCUCCUCUGGCCAGUUGUAAGACAGCAGCCGCCAGACAGCAAUGCUGAAGGAAUUUUAGCUCUAAAGCCAGUAGCUUACGAGGAGGUGCAGCAAACUCGCUCGACAAAACUUAGGAUCAAAGACCAGGAGAUUGAUGUUGUCAGCGCCGGUGCUGCUGACUACAGUAUCCCCUUUCCCCCGAUACUUGAAUGCUGGCUCAUGUCUGCUGAGUCUGCCCUGCAGAGACCGCUGGAUGAUUUCAGUGUCGCAGAGCUUUAAUCGGGAACUAUGUUGAAUCAUUUUAAAAGAUCAAACACUAAUUAAUUGAAAAAGACGUUCCACUUGUUACUAACCUAAACAAAUAAAAGGGCCAAAAGCAAAGGUGAAACCCAGGCAACAUCCACUGCUGUGCUUUAACAGGUGGUUUGAUUCACUCCAUGCCGGAGUGCAGUGGAUCACGGCAGGUUAUCACGGUUAUUGCCAGGUUAAUCUGUCCGGACUUGUUUGACAAGGUUUUCAUGUCACUCUUGGAGAAAGUUAUUUGGAGAAAAAUGCUGUAGGACUGAGAUCUUUCCGAGCAUCCCCUGACAAAAUGUUUCCUCCUGGAUGGCCCGGUUGGUGCGUAUUAAUGACUCUUUGCAUGUCAGCCUGUGGUUUGGAGAUAAUUGACUAUGACGGCAAAGAUGUCAUUUGCAAACAGGGUCUCUCUGAAUGCACCAUGAAGGAUGAGGUGCUAAUGCCUGACCCAGAUGAUGCUGUGGAUGUCCAAAACCUGAUGCCAAAGUUCAA
Messenger RNA from Thunnus maccoyii (southern bluefin tuna), 3147 nucleotides. Its product is annotated as inter-alpha-trypsin inhibitor heavy chain H3-like. The record is from RefSeq and is a predicted model, not a curated record. Bases 1 to 2637 code for a protein of 878 amino acids. Lineage: Eukaryota; Metazoa; Chordata; Actinopteri; Scombriformes; Scombridae. The transcript is spliced from 26 exons.